GCAGAAAGUAGAAAGUAAGAGGAGAGGAGCAGAACAGAAAGCUGGCUGGGUGGGAGUGAUGAAGGGGAUGGCCAAGUCAAUAUCAGAUUACCUGUUUGUUGCGUCCCACGGACACGUGUUGGCACUGGAUAGAGAGAGAGGAGAAACGGUGUGGAAGGUGAGGCUUGGGAACACGGGUUGGAGAAGAUGGUAUGUUGUGUCGCUGUUCCCGGUGGAGACGGAGAGCCUGCUCAUCUGUGGCUGCCAUGGGAAGAUCAUUGCCUUGAGCAUGAACGUGGGCCAGGAGAUAUGGAGGAACCGACUGCCCAAGCUUGGCUAUGGCGACAUCGCCAUCCACAUGCCAAAUCAGCCAUGUCCGAGUAGGUCGGUCCUUUCUGUCGGCGUUGCCUCUGGACGAGAGUAUGGACGCCUGGCAUACUACGGAUCUAGACACUCUUUCUCUGAGGAUGUGUUAAUGCAGCGCCCCCUAACUGCGAUCUCCAGCACCGCAUCGACCCUUUCCACGCCGCCCACCAUCAAGGAGGAUGGCGCAGGCGUUGGCAGCACUCUCCCUGGCCUCUCGGAUCUCGUCAUCGUUGGCACAUAUGGACAUGUCGUGGCCAUUGAUAUCGCCAAUGGCGGCAAGACGGUGUGGAGCUAUAGUCUUCCCUGGACAGGCUAUGGUGUCGUCAACACACUUCUGGAGGGCGGAAAGCUCUUUGUGGGCUGCGGCGGGCGUGUCUUUGCACUGGACCCUCUCUCGGGGAAAGAGAUCUGGCGAAAUGCGCUCCCCGGAUUACGCCGCGGUUUUGUGACGAUGGCCACCAGCACUUCGUGGACGGGUGAUGUCGUCCCACCAUUCAGCCUUUUGCUGUUGAAUACAACCGCAAGUUAUUCAGGUGCAAGGCCGCAGGGGGAUGCCUCAAGGGUAGGACGGGGAGCGGGGAGGGGAGGGGUAGGCGUUUCCACUCCUUCAACCGGCAGUCCUGCUGCAGCCAAGUAAAGAAAGGCAGGCCUUCUAUUUGCCCCCCACUUUCUUUACGUUUGUUUGAGCUUUACUCUUCCCCU
This is a messenger RNA of Chara braunii, 1047 nucleotides long. NCBI's taxonomy places the organism in Eukaryota, Viridiplantae, Streptophyta, Charophyceae, Charales, Characeae. The record is from the annotation of a GenBank genome assembly.